GGUGCACCGAUUUACGCAUCAAAGCAUAACAUUACACAAAAAUAUAAAUAAAAGAAUCACGUACAAACAGUAGAUAGGAUUGUAAAAUGGCGUGAAUUAAUAAAAACAAUACAUAACUAUAAAUUAUCCAUUGUGCUUAGUAACUAGUGAAGUAUUGUUCAAAAUCAGUGAAAAAUAUGACUACUCUAACAGACAACACUAAUACAGAGGAGACCAAAAAGCGUCUCUUGGCGGCAGUCAAAAAAGAGGUUAAACAGUUGAUGGAAGAGGCAGUCACCAGGAAAUUCGUUCAUGAGGAAAGUGGCACAGUGACAUCCUUGUGUGCAGCCGUUGAAGCAUGCUUAGGUCAAGGUCUAAGAAGAAGAGCUUUGGGCUUGUUUAAGACAUCAAGCACAACAGCACUUCUGCAUAAAGUUGCUAAACAUUGCGAAGAAGCGGCCGUGAUAAGCCAGAGAGUUCUGGAAGCCGAAAAUGGGGAUCCAAACAAGCGAUCGUCUUCAAGUGGCGAUUCUACAAAUAAAGGGCCUAUUCCAUCUCCGCAACCGCCAACGUUGAGCAAGAAAAAUUCGGCGAGCAGUAUAUUAGCAGCUAUGAAUGGUUCAAAUAAUUGUGGACAAGUCAAAUAUCUCUGGAUUCGUCUGGCGUUGUACGAAAAGCAAUUAGCGCGCAUAAUAGACCAUCUUGCGCGCCAUGCCUCACGUUAUUAUGAACGUGAUGCAUUAGUUGCAGACCCUGAUUAUGGAUAUAUCCUUAGUUCUCUUUUGGUUGGACCAUGUGCUCUAGAAUACUCUCAUUCGAAAACCCCUGAUCACUUUUGGACGGAUCCACCAGCUGAUGAACUGGUGCAAAGGCAUCGUAUAAGUUCAGGACAUCCUACACCUCCACCAUGCAGACGACCAAUGUUGAAUUUUAAAAGAAGUUUGAAUACGCAUAGUUCUGAAGAAGGACACACGGGCCAUGCAAGAGUUUCUCCUCAAAUUCAUUGUGCAAAAGAUUAUGUAGAAUCACUUCACCAAAAUUCCAGAGCAACGUUGUUGUAUGGAAAAAACAAUGUUAAAGUCCUGCCAAAAGACGUCAUUCAACCAAUGCCUGGUUAUUUAAGUUUGCAUCAAUCGGCGCAAUCACUUACCAUUAAAUGGACUCCAAAUCAGCUCAUGAACGGUUAUUCCGAAAGCGAUGUCCAAGACAAAAGUUCUUACUGGGAUUAUGCAUUGAAUAUAAAUGUGGAUGAUAUCGUUUACCUGCAUUGUCAUCAAGGUGGUGAUAAACCAGAUGGAAAUGAUUCAUCACUUAUAUUAGUUGGUCAGGACGGUGUGCAGAGACCUCCGAUAAUCUUUCCUGCUGGAGGGCAUUUGGCAUCAUUUUUGAGUUGUCUUGAGACCGGUCUUUUACCUCAUGGCCAAUUGGAUCCGCCAUUGUGGAGCGCCAGGGGUUCUGGGAAGAUUUUACCAAGACCUCCAAAACUGCGGCGGAGACCUCUACCAUCAGUUAAUGAAUCACAUGAUGAGCCAUCAGACUACGUCUUCAGGAUAUACAGUAAAACUAAUCAUGAAGAUUUUAUGAGUCGACAUGAGUUAUUGGACAGAACUAUAAUAGGAAGACCGGCAAGCAGAACAGAACGUGGACCUUUGAGUAGUUGCUCUACUGCUUCUAGUGAAAGUUCUAGCAAAAGUUUAUCUUUGGAUAAUAAUGAAAGUCCAAUGGUUGCACAACAAGAAACUACGAGCUUGGCUUUGGUAUGCUCAACUAUGAAAAGGCAAAUAAUAUCUCGAGCUUUCUACGGGUGGCUGGCAUAUUGCAGACAUUUGUCAACAGUUCGGACCCACCUUUCAGGGCUGGUUCAACUGAACAUUACAAGUAGUGAUGGCGCCGAAGAAGGAUUGACUGCUAAGAAAUGGGAAGAAUUACAUGAAGACGGUGUGAUAGUAGAUUUUGAAGAAGUAUACAGAUUGGUGUAUUGGGGUGGAGUAGAGCAUGAGAUAAGGAAAGAAGUAUGGCCUUACUUGCUUGGACAUUAUAAAUUUGGUUCUACACCUGAAGAACGAUCUGCAUUGGAUGCUGCCACCAGGCAAACUUAUGAAACUUCUAUGUCCGAAUGGCUGGCGGUAGAAGCCAUAGUUAGACAACGAGAUAAGGAACAAACUGCUGCAUCUAUCGCAAGAUUAGGCUCUGAGAGCACCAGUGAUAAAGACGGCAGAGGAAAAGAAAGUGGAGAUGUUAAUCCCAACUUAAGAGAUGGCAGUAAUGAUGUCUUUGAAGAUUGUUGCAGUCUAUCUGACGAAGAAGCCACAUGUCUUGACGCAAAUCAUCAUGAUGACGCAGGCCGACUCAAUUAUCAGGAUACUAUUUCAGUACCUGAUACGCCAGCUCAUCAAUCAUUGGAUUUGCACCAUUCAGAAAAUGAUGAAAAGCCGGAAAAUGACGAAAACGGCCACAUAGAUGCUACUGAAGAAACCGAUGCAAUUGAAACAGAAUCAGCAGGAAGCAGAGCUGAUCAGUUCAUGACCCCAGAAGAAGAAGCCGCUUUUGAAAAGUUGGAAGACUUUGACUACUUGGAAAGAAAACGUAGUGCCGAAAAUACUGAAUCAGUAAUCAGACGUGCUUCUGAAAAAAUUCAUAGCGUGAUAGUAACAAAUCCUUCCGUGGACGUAUCGGGUUUAUCACCAAUUUGUGACAGAAAAAAUUCAAAUGGAACUAAUUUAGAUCCUCUCAGCGAAGAGCAAACAAAUUUGGAACCAAAUGACGCAUCCAGGUCUAAUUGUGCUUCACCAGUUAGUUCAAAUGGUGGCGUCUAUAGUAUGGAGCUUUUAGAUACUUUUGGAUUAAAUCUACACCGUAUCGACAAAGAUGUCCAGCGCUGUGAUAGAAAUUACUGGUACUUCAGCGAGCCAAAUUUGGACAAACUUCGUAAUGUGAUGUGCACAUACGUGUGGGCUAAUCUGGAUAUAGGAUAUAUGCAAGGUAUGUGCGAUUUGGCAGCACCUUUGCUGGUUAUUUUGGACGAUGAAUCUAAGACGCAUGCAUGCUUCCGUUUACUGAUGGAACGCAUGAUCGACAAUUUUCCGAAUGGUGGUGCUAUGGAUGCUCAUUUUGCUAAUAUGAGAUCGUUGAUUCAAAUUCUCGAUGCUGAAAUGUUCGAACUGAUGCAUGCUCACGGCGACUACACGCAUUUUUAUUUCUGUUAUCGUUGGUUUUUGUUAGAUUUCAAACGCGAACUUUUAUAUAGAGACGUAUUCUAUACUUGGGAAGUCAUUUGGGCUGCCAGACACGUCGCUUCUUCUCAUCUUGUGUUAUUCUUGGCUCUCGCAUUUCUUGAGACUUAUAGAGAUAUCAUUUUGUCGAAUAGUAUGGAUUUCACAGAUAUCAUUAAAUUUUUCAAUGAAAUGGCUGAGAGACAUAACGCAAAGGCAGUUUUGGAUCUUGCAAGAGAUUUGGUGCUGCAGCUGCAAACUUUGAUGGAAAACAAGUAA
Ctenocephalides felis (cat flea) is the source of this 3470-nucleotide messenger RNA. Its product is annotated as small G protein signaling modulator 1-like. The transcript has 20 exons. The coding region runs from base 177 to 3470 and encodes 1097 amino acids. NCBI's taxonomy places the organism in Eukaryota, Metazoa, Arthropoda, Insecta, Siphonaptera, Pulicidae. Gene Ontology annotation, molecular function: GTPase activator activity. The record is from RefSeq and is a predicted model, not a curated record. Gene Ontology annotation, biological process: activation of GTPase activity.